CGAAAGCGGGCGGGUUCCGCCAUGGAUCCAUGCCGCGGCUUUUUCGACAGCUGCUCGCGGUGGUCUGUGCGGCAGCCUGGCCGUGGCGAGGCCCAAACCCCAAGGACGAUGACAGUCCGCUGGAGGUCAGCGAGGAGUUCCUGGAGGUGGGGCGACCCCUGCUCAUCCAGGACCUUGCACCGCACUCCACUCGCUGCUUCCCUCUCGCCGUGGAGGCGCAGCUGACUUUGCGGGUCCUGGCCUCCGUGGUGGGCUUGGCGGGCUUCCCCGCUCUCCGCGCGGGCUGGACGCCCGUGAGGCCCGGGCUGGAGGACGGCUCUGAGACGGGGCUGGAGACUCUGCACCAGGUCGUCGAAAACAAGCACCGCGAGACCCGCUUCUUUUUCUGCGUGCGCACCUUUUCCCUUCAAGGCUGUGACGCCCUCUUGACCGUGCUGACGGAGGAGUCCACUCUGGUGCAGCUCAGGCCCAACUAUCCUUCAGUCUGGCAGCUUGGUUUUGGUGCUGGGGCUGGCGGGCCCGCCAGCUUGGCCUUCUCCGUGGAGCCGGACUUUUUGGAGGACACCCGCAUCACUGUGCUGCCGGUGAGCGGCGAGGUGGAUGUGGCGGUGUAUGCCAACGCCAGCGUCGGGAACUGCAGUGGGCGGUUGCUCAAGGCAUCGAGUCUCAGUGGCCCGGACAUUGUGGACGUGCCGCCGGGGCAUGGCCAGCUCUGCGUCUUGGCGACCGGGCGAGGGAUCGUGUCAGUGGUGGCCGGCCCGCCGUUCCCUGGGCCCUUCGUCAUCCCGGCCAUACCAACCGCAGGCCUGCUGACCGGCUGCGAACAGUCCAGGUUGUGGGUGAACAAUGGCACCGACAUCACGGUCACAGCGGUUGCCGACGACGCCUCAGAAAUUACCCUCGGGGCGACCCUCGCGAAGGAAGCUCUUGAGAACCGCUGGAAAGGCGUAGUCCCCCCAGGCGGCAGCGGCGCCGCCCUGGUGAUCUCAGGCGCGGAGGUGGCGGCGGCCGAGAGGUCCUUGGGCCUGGCGAAGAAGGAGGCGGCCGUGUCUUUGGUGACCUGCCGAAAGGACCUCCGCAGCGAGGCCACGCGGUACUGGCUGACCGCGGUCACUGAAACUGGGGUCAUCAGCCUGCAGGAUGGAGUGGUGGCACACGCUUCGGUGGGCGAGGACGUGUGGCGGGACUUCCGGCUCCUGGUCGGAACAAAGGGUGAGGUCACGCUCUCCGCCAGCUCCGCCGGGAAGGUGUCCCUGGUGGCGGACACGGCGCGGAGGGAGCACUUCCUGGGCUACAGAUGGGCAGCCAAGCACAAUGGCGGCAACAGCCGCGCGGUCGCCACCCCAGCGGCCGAGGUGAUCCGCCUCACUACCGACCCCCAGCAAGUCAGCCAGGAGGUGCAUCUCCUCGAAUGCCGUCUGCCCUGCUUCGUGUACCUCGCCGCCACGGCGACGGCGGCGGCGGGGGACGCGGCGGCCGGCUUGGAGGUGCUGGCCACCGGGACCUUCGGAGAGGCCCGCUUCGUACGCCUGGCCGAGGGCAGGGAGGUGGAGCAGAGCCUCCCGCCCAAGGGCGUCCAGGUCUUCGAGUAUUCUCUGAAGCGGAACGACACCGCGGUGGUGAUCUCAGUCUCGCGUGCCAGCGGUGGUGCUGUAUUCCAGGUGUCCGCCCAGCCCGACUUCCCGGAGUCGCCGCUGACCACACGGCGCGCGGAGGCGGUGGUGCUGCUGGAGCCCUCCGCAAACGCCUUCCAAGUGGCCGUACACGCUGCAGAGCCCGUGCUCUACGUGCGCGUGGAGAACCCGGAAGAGAAGGUGUCCAGCCGCUUCUCCGUGUGCGCCCGUGCGGAGGGCCAUGCCAAGUGGCUCCACAACGGUGUGGCGGCGGAUGGCGCGGUGAAGGCGUGGAGAUACGACCGUUACCGCUUCUUCGUCACGGCGGCGGAGGCGAGCGAGCUGCUGGAGAUGAUCGUCGAGGUGUCUCCGCACCGGGGCUCGGUUGUGGUCUAUGCCUCCUGCGAGCCGAACCAGUACCCAUGGGCGCAGCGCCACGACUGGUCCAAGGAGAUGUCUGGGCAGGAGAGUUUGGUCUUCAACUCCUCGAGCCCGAAGUUCAGGCCUGGGUGGAUCUACGUCGCCAUCACCUCCCCAGACCUGGCGGCGUAUUCCUUGCGCGUCACUUGGGGCUCCGGGCCGGUACAGCUCAAGGACGGGUUCCCGGAGAAGGGCCACGUGCCGGAAAGCGCCGUGCGCUGGUUCUCCUUGCCCGCCGCGGAGGAGCAGCCCUUGGCAGUGCGGGUGGAAGCAGUGGCUGGCGUGGUCGGAAUUUGCGUGCAGGAGUACAGGCCGUCCACCAGGCUGAAGCGGCUUUUCCGAUGGCUCGGCAAAGGCUGGCGACACGCAGAAAGCGGCUGGCAACAGGAACUAGGCUGCGGCUUCUGGGCGGUGGCCAACGCCAGCGCGGAUCGCCUGGCUGCGGUGGACCUGCCCUCGAAGGGCAAGGACUCGGCCACGGCGCUUGCGCUACUGGGCCUGGGGCAGGGAGCCGCGAAUGUCUUCGGCGUGACGGCGCUCGGUGGAGAGGUCGUGACGUUGCUGGAGGAGCAGACCAUUCUGGUGGACUCGCUCGGCCCUUCCUGCUGCAUGAAGCCGCCCAACCUGCGCAGACUGUACCGGCACUUCACCCGUGUGCCCAGCGGCAGCCUCCAGCUGCUGGUGACCCCACUGGGCGGCAACAUUGGCGGUGCGAAGCUGGCGGCCAGAGCACGAGGUCAGGCGGAGUGGUUCCAAGUGGCUCAGGCUCAGGACGGGCUCCUACAACUGCAGAUCCCGCUGGAUGAGUUGGUGGGGCCAGAUCUCCGGAGUCUCCACGCGGGGUUCUGGCUUGAAGCCCGGCUGGAGGUGCAGCGGCCCCUCAGCUUCAGCCUAAGCCUCCUGCACGACUUCGCCACCCGCGAGGCCACGCCGGUCACCACGCGGCUGGUGGCGAAUGUCCCUGUCUCCGGCAGUCUCUCCGAGGCUGCGGAGGCGAGGUACGCUGUUCAGGCCAAUCCAGAGGAGGUGCAGAUCUGCCUGCGUCCUUGCUUCGGGCAGGUGCAGAUGCUUCUCUCGUACGACGGCUUGAAGUCGAAGGUUCAGGACCAGAUUGCAGCUGGCAACUGCACGCCCCUGGCGGCCGUCUCGGACAGCUCUGCAUCAGUGGUGGUGCGGAAGCUCUCGCCCCGCGCGAGCUUCGAGAUCGAGCUGGCCACCCGCGUGCGGGAGGAGCACAUCCAAUUGCCGGACCCUCCCGUAUUGAACUUCUCGCACUACAUGCGGCCCUGCGGCAACUUCGCCAAGAAGAACUGCUCGGGCCCAAAAACGCGGCGAGUUCAGCGUGACCUUCUCCUUCGACACGGCCUCCAUUGGGCUCUCCUCCUCAGGCUGGGGCUCCGAGCCGGAGAUCAGGUACCAGGUGCUGGCGAUGGAGCCGGCAGAAGAUCUGCACCCGGACCUGCCCUGCGGGCUGCUGGCGGCGAAGCAGCAGGACCGCGUGCUCGCCAGCGCCAAUGUGAAGGUGGGGAAGUACAGCUGGCGGCAUCGGUUGGAGGGCACCUUGGAGUUCGAGCGGGACUUCGGCAACACGACCCUGGUGGUGAACGUGCUGGCGACCCUGGUCUUCCCUUCGGGCCAACUGCUCGGGGCGGCCAGCUACCGCGCGGUGGAGCUGGUGCCAGACCAGCUAGGGAGCCCUCCGCAGGUGCCCUACAUCGCGGGCGGCAUCGCCUUGCUGGUGGUCAUUUGCUUGAUGACCAGGAGCCGCAAGGCCGGCACAGGCCAAGCCCGACAGGUUAGCCUUCAGGAGCCCAUCGAGAUGCAGGCGACCUACGACCUCCACGAGGACGGUGUCACAGGGCUUCUACAGCAGGAGCAUGGCGGCUACGUGCCGCCCAGCGUGUGACCGG
This is a messenger RNA of Effrenium voratum, 3943 nucleotides long. The record is from the annotation of a GenBank genome assembly. NCBI's taxonomy places the organism in Eukaryota, Dinophyceae, Suessiales, Symbiodiniaceae.